Messenger RNA from Penicillium antarcticum, 1176 nucleotides. RefSeq names its product E1 ubiquitin-activating protein AOS1. NCBI's taxonomy places the organism in Eukaryota, Fungi, Ascomycota, Eurotiomycetes, Eurotiales, Aspergillaceae. The coding region runs from base 1 to 1176 and encodes 391 amino acids. Gene Ontology annotation, molecular function: SUMO activating enzyme activity. Gene Ontology annotation, biological process: protein sumoylation. The record is from RefSeq and is a predicted model, not a curated record. Gene Ontology annotation, cellular component: SUMO activating enzyme complex; cytoplasm. The transcript has 4 exons.
AUGGCGGAACAGGACAACAUGCAGUCAAUCAGCGCCGAUGAAAUCGCACUGUAUGACAGACAGAUCCGACUCUGGGGCGUCCAAGCCCAAGAAAAGAUCCGCUCGGCGAACAUCCUCCUGAUCUCUGUCAAAGCCCUGGCAAAUGAGGUGGCCAAGAACCUCGUUUUGGCGGGCAUCGGCUCUCUCACAAUCCUCGACCACCAGGACGUCGCGGAGGAGGAUCUGGGUGCGCAGUUCUUCAUCACCGAGGCGCAAAGCGAAGGAGACAUGAUUGGCAAAAAGCGUGCACAAGUCGCAGGACCUCAGAUCCACAAGAUGAACCCGCGCGUGAAGCUUAACAUCGACACCGACGACGUCAAAACGAAACAACCCGACUUCUUUGCGCAAUUUGAUCUCACAAUUGCCACUGAACAAGACUUCCUCACAAAUACCACUAUCAAUGCUGCCUGUCGCUUGGCCAACAGACCAUUCUACGCAGCCGGGCUACACGGAUUCUACGGAUACGCUUUCGCCGAUCUAAUCAGCCAUGACUUUGUGAUCGAGCGCGCCAAGUCCAACAUGGACACCACGACCCAGGAAACACCCACCCGCAGCAUAAUUUCUAUAAGCACCAAGAAAGAAAACGACAAGGCCAUCGAGCUCGUCACAAAGCGGGAGAUCUACUCUCCUCUCAUCCUGGCAAACACAUCACCCCUCCCAGAAGAAUACACCCGUCUUCCCCGCCGCCGCAAGCAAGUAACCCCGCUACUCAGCUGUCUACGCGCACUCUGGGAGUUCGAGAAAAUGCUCGGCCGCCGCCCAACAUUCACACACGAGGAUCUGGAACUCUUCACCAAACUGUCCCGCGACAGACACCAGGAACUAAAACUCGAGCCUGUCACUCUUGAAGCUGGGUUCCUGCGCACAUUCUUACAGAACCUUGGCAGUGAGUUGAGUCCCGUUGCUGCGUUCCUCGGUGGAGCCCUAGCACAGGAUGUGAUCAAUGUUCUUUCGGCUAGGGAGCAGCCAUUGCAGAAUAUGCUACUGUUCGAUGGCGAGAAGUCCGUUGGUCCUAUCUAUCCGCUGCACCCAUUCUUCCCUGAUCUCGGUGCUGGAGCUGAGAUGGCUGCUGCUGCACCUGUUCGGAAUCCGGUGACUGUUCCUGUUGAUGGGAGUGUUCCUCAAAGUGGGCAGUAG